AUGAAGGACGAGCAAUGCAGACCGCCGAUGUCAUCGUCGUCGUCGCUAUCGCUUUCCCUUUCCUCGUCUGAGGAGGAGCUCCAGCACAUGCCGCUGGCGCCGCCCAAGACGCUGAACCGGAAGCGCCUCAGCAAGCAGCUGUCCAUGUGCGAGACACCACGAGACAUUGCGUGGGAGAAGCGACGCCGCCAGAUUCUCAGGCAGGAGAGGAGGAGGAAUGGGAUCAACGACUCCGAUGACAUGGUCCUCACGGACGAAGACUUGCACGAGCUCAAAGGCUGCAUUGAGCUAGGGUUUGGAUUCAAUGAGGAAGAGGGUCAGAGGCUCUGCCCUACCUUGCCCGCUCUUGACCUUUACUUUGCCGUCAACCGCCAGUUUUCCCCGAGUCCCGUGUCCACCCCGAAUAGCGCCCGCCAUUCUACAUCGUCAUUGGGUGGACGGUCAUCGUCGUUUGGAAGCCCUAGGAGCGACACAGAUGCAUGGAAGAUUUGCAGUCCAGGUGAUAAUCCACAACAGACAGAGAGAGAAAGCAAAAGAGGAAGGAAAAAGCUCGUUCUUGUUCAGCGAGGAGAGAGGAGAGGAGACUACUUUGCUUUCUACUUUCUAGAGAGAUACAUACAGGAUUAUACAAAACAGAAGAGAAGAGAGGAGAAGAGAGGGGAGAAGAGAGGAGAGGAGAGAGAAGAGAAAGAAGAUCGAGGUCGGCUUAAGCUUAAAAUGAAUUAG
Prunus armeniaca (apricot) is the source of this 726-nucleotide messenger RNA. The record is from the annotation of a GenBank genome assembly. Lineage: Eukaryota; Viridiplantae; Streptophyta; Magnoliopsida; Rosales; Rosaceae.